CAUUUAGGUCGCGAGCGUAAAUGGCAUCGACGUUCGCUCCUUCUUCGCCGCCAUCCAUGCCGUUCCCUGCUGCGCUACCGUCCAUUUCUAGCGAUGAUCCAACAAGAGAUAAGCCUAGGCUGCAUGUUUCUCCAACUCUACUCCAUCGCAAGCGAGUAGCACGUCGGAAAGCGCCAAAACACGCGGGCGUCUCCAGCAGCUCCGUUAAGCGGAGAAAAUCAUCUCCUGGGCCUCCUAUCCACGCCACAAGCCCUCAAGCCGUUGCAAAAGAUGUCUAUCCAUCUCUAACUACAGAUGCAACAGCGACAAAGCUGUCACCGACGCGGAACGGCCGACCCAAGCCAAAUCUUCAGAUCGCGACGGAUUUCUCGGCGAACUACUCGCCCACGAGUUUCUCGCCCGUAGCGCCGCUCGCCAGGAGUUCGCCAUACCCUGCAACAGCCAGAGCAACAGAUACAGAGCCCAAAUUGAGCCAGGCACCGUCUCCAAGGGCCAUGGUAGCUGGUGUUCCAGCGAUGCCGCCGGCGCCUCAUCCGUUCCGACUAUCGGACUUUUUCUACAAAGAGAUCUUUGGCGUCCACGAUAUUAAACAGAGCGACGGAGUUCACCAGGAACGUGUGCAAAACUUCUUCGUGGUGCCGUUAAAUACGGAGCAAUUAUUCCUUUUCGGAGUGCUGUUAGCACUAGAUAGCUUUCUCUACGUGUUCACGUAUUUGCCUUUGAGAAUUCUAUUCGCGUGUGGAUGCGCUGUAACGUCGAGUUUCCAUGCAAGAGUGUUCCGAAGAACGCACUUCUACGACUUAAUGGUAGCAGUCAUCAUAGCAGUGGGCACAACGGUGUUGGGUUACGUGGACAUGUCGAGAGUCUACCAUGCCAUUCGAGGCCAGGCGAUGAUCAAGCUCUACGUGCUGUUUACGAUGAUCGAAAUCUUCGAUCGGCUAUUCUCUUCGCUUGGACAAGAUGUACUGGACUCGCUGUAUUAUACUGCGAAGUACCACCCACGCCGAGUCACGCGCAUGUUCCUGGACUUCGCGGUGGCGAUCAUCUACGUCGUGCUGCACUCACUUCUGCUGUUCGCGCAAGUAGUCACUUUGAAUGUCGCCGUCAAUUCGAGUAACACUUCGCUGCUCACGCUGCUGAUUUCCAACAACUUCGCGGAGCUCAAAAGCUCAGUUUUCAAGAAAUUCGAGGAGCAGAAUCUCUUCCAGAUCAGCUGCAGCGAUAUCGUCGAGCGCUUUAAGCUUCUGACCAUUAUCGGACUUAUCCUGCUACAGUCGUCAACGGGAGAUGUUGCCUGGGGAACGGCAAUGGUUUGGGUGGCCGAGAUGCUGAUUGACUGGCUUAAGCACGCCUUCAUCACAAAGUUCAACCAGCUUCCACCGACGAUGUACUCCAAGUUCAUCACCAUUCUUUGCCGCGAUCUGACAGGCUGGAAGAGCGAGGAUACGAUUCUGGAUCACACCCACCACGUGUCCAAGCGCUUGGGGUUGAUGUCGUUGCCCCUAGCUUGUGUCGUGUUGCGAAUGGUGUCGAAGGCGUUGGUAGAAGCUCCAAUUGAGUUCGCAUCACCUGGAGGGGUACUGGUUACGGUGGCUUUCUUCCUCUGUUUGGCAGCAUUCAAGGCGCUGUUGAGCUUGGUAUUGAUGAUCUACGCCUGCAAGUCCGGUAGAUUGGACGAUACUCGCCCCAAGAGCCCACGCUCCGUCAGCCACCUAGAGUCCAUCCACCGCUACAAGUAUUGAUGGCAAAACUACACGCCCAUAGACGCUUGCAUGUUCCUUCAAAAGCUUCUUCGUUCAUUGUUAUGGUC
Molecule: messenger RNA, 1810 nt
Organism: Phytophthora nicotianae INRA-310
Lineage: Eukaryota; Oomycota; Peronosporomycetes; Peronosporales; Peronosporaceae
Exons: 2
Coding region: 21-1742 (573 amino acids)
Biological process (GO): maintenance of protein localization in endoplasmic reticulum
Cellular component (GO): endoplasmic reticulum membrane
Source: RefSeq, a predicted model, not a curated record